CUUCAGACAGUGAACGUAUGGUGCGCGCGCAUCGUACCGACGCGCGCGCUCGAGCCUGGCGUUGGAGUGAAAUUUUAUCGACAGGGCGAGCGAAAAUUGGAACGAUCGAGGACGAGUCGUGAGAACUUUCGUGUUUCGUGCGAGAAUCAAUAUACGGUCGAGCCAUGGCGUAUGUUAAUGUAGCGGAGUGGAAAACGGAUCAGGUGUGCGAGUGGCUGAAAGGUUUAGAUAAUGCCAUACUUCCCUAUGUGCACAGUUUUAUGAAUCAUAGUGUCAAUGGGCAACAAUUAUUAAGUCUGCGACCAGAAGAUUUAGAACACUUGGGUGUAUUGAAACUUGGACAUCAAGAGAUUAUACUUGAGGCUGUGGAGUUUCUAAGGAAUUUUCACUAUGAAUUGGACAGGGAAAAUUUGCAGCUGCUGGCACUGCGGCUGUCUUGUCAGGCAUACAGCUUGCACAAUGAAUUAUCACGUCAGACUGAUUCAAAGCCUGUUACCACUCAAACAUUGUCAGAUGUAGCAUCAGUUGUGAUGGCAGUGAAACCUCUAGUGAGAUGGCUAGAUCGUCCUCCAUUCAGUGGGCAAUUAGAAUAUAAUGACAAGAAGGCUGAAUUAAUGAAACUGUCUUUAGAAAUGGCUACAUGUGCACAAAGGGAUAGAUUUGCUGAGAAACCAAUUGAAGAAAUUAGAACAACUUGUGGUCAACUGGCAAAAUUAGCAGAUUAUAUUAUACAAGACAUUGCUGAUCCUAUGAUUUUGCAGCCUGCUAGUUUAGAUCUAGCGACAUUAAAAAAGAAAUCUGGUGAUGAUUUGGGUUUUUAUAUUUUGCCAUCUUUUCAUGGAGCACACCAGAUAGCCGAAAUCAAAUUUGGAUCUGCUGCACACCAGUGUGGCAAAAUGGAAGAAGGAGAUGAGAUAGUUCAGGUAAAUUAUCAAACAGUAGUUGGUUGGGAGAGAAAGAACCUGCUUGAGUUAUUUCGUGAGAGCCCGGCAGAAAUCCUUUUGACUUUAAAACGUAGGCCAAGGCAUACUAAAGUUUAUGGGCAGAUUUACAUAAAGCCGUAUAGACUUCCAAGUAACAAAAAAACCUCCUACACAACACGAUGGCAACAUAAUCUUCCAUCUCCUAGACCAGAGUUAUUAACAAUACCUGACUUUACAAUGCCGUUACCUAGACACAUACCAAAGAAUCCCAGUCCGGAGCCGGCAAGUAUUUUAGAUACGGUUAAUAUGUUGGAUACAAUGGCUACGGAUAGUAGCGAUUCGGACAGCGAGGUAGAACCGCCUCUUCCUAUCCGUCUGUAUUCUACUAAGCCGAGAAGCUUGGUCCAAAGACGAGCUACGAUAACAGGUGCCAGUCCCACGACCAAACACGGUAUUGAUAUUGAGCAGUUUUGGAAAGAGUUGAAGCAAGAGCACUGCACGUCCUUCCAGUUACGCGACAAAGCGGCGUCUUGCGCCCACGGUCUAGACAAUGUACCGUCAAACAUACGGCCGCAGACAUGUUUAGGUAUAGAACCAGUGAAGAGGAGAAAAAAGACUGACGGUCAUAUAGACGACAGAAAGGUGCAAUUUCAAGAGAAGUCAGUUGACACAGAGAGCGUGGUCUACUCGAGUAACGCAAGGAAAAUGACGUACGAUACGAAAGAGAGAGUUACUCCCGCAGUGAACUGCGAAAACGGCGGGAUAAGUAUCGCGAACAAAGACACGAACAAGGAGCACUCUCGCGCUAUGGACAACGUCAACGAUAGCAAUAAUUUAAAUGAUACGACCGUGCCUUUGGACGAAUGUAAUAAUUUUAUUAACGAUACGCGUAGUAUUAGUAAUAAGAAUUCACCGGGGAACAAAGAGAUCACCGGCGUGCGACAUGUGAAAGAACGUGGUAAGUUAGACAAGAGCUACAGUACACCGGCAUACGACCUGUCGGAUCCCGAGGAUAAAGAGGAUAGAAAAUUAGCGCUUCUCGAGAAUCCAUUUUGUAAAUUAGACUUACCGGCUCAUUGUUCAAAUAACGGUACGCCAGGUGGUGUUUUGACGAAGACUGAUGCUCACACGUUUGUCGAAAGUACUGACGAUCAUAGGAGAUCAAAGAACGUGCAGAAUAGGGAUCACAAAGAGGCCGGUAACGCCGCUAAGAGAUGCGGUAAUGUCGCGCGGAAGGUCAGCGACAUAGAGAAGCAGAUCGCGCAGAUCGAGAGCGCGGUGGAGCAAGCGUGUGUCUUUGGAGUGCCUAAGGAAUCGGAUUCGCGUAAGAAUCCUGCGCGCGUUACAAUAAACGACGCGAGUCCUAGAACCAGCGUAGAGGAGCGAAACCAAAGCAAUAUCGAAUGUAAUAUAUCAGAUGCGAACACGUGCGACAAGUACGGCAACGUCAUUGACUCCAGCACCGAACGCGAGGGCGCGAUUAUGCAUGAACAGCCCGAAGCUAUUUGCCCGAAGAAAAGCUCGCCGUCUAAUUGUCGCGAGAAAAACUGCCGUCACUCGGAGAUGUCAUGCAGCAGUAGCAGUGUAGAAGGAGACACGAUGUCGCAGAAGUUUGGUCAAGUUUUACAAAUGCUCGAUGGCGUUUUAGCUCAGCACUCGAGGCUGAUUGAGAAGAAGUCUUCCACAACAUUAUCGCGAGAGGAUUGCACUGAGACGAUAGUACCACGACCAUCGAGCAGCAACGCCAAUCUUGUCGAAGACGAUUUGUCGAACGCCAUUCACAGUGUCUCCAAAAUUCAGAUCAGCACGAAACCGCAGACUAAAGACAUAAAAUCCACGUCGGACUCGUCCUUGGCUACGGUGCAGUCUUGCCGCUACAUAGAGUUACCGAAGAUCGAGUCUGUAAGAAAAUACGAGAACAAGCAUCACAUGACACCGCCGGAACCUCCACCUCGUAGUUUUCAUCCGAAGCAAAUGGCCGACGCGAAACUGAACAAUGCUCCGAGAGUUGCGGAGAACUCGGAAAGGCCUCAGGUCCCGGAUAGACCCAGCGUGAGACGAGAGCUGAAGAAGGUGGACUCGAAUUUACCUUCACGCCAGAAUCACGCCAGAAGCAAUUCAGAUUGUCAAGAUAGGAAGGAUUUCUCCCCCGACGUGUGCGCGUUCAAUUAUAUGGAGAAUUCGUUUGACUUUAUCGACGAGCCUCGUGCAAUAGUAAGUCUGAACGAUCAGAAGUUCACUCAGUCCGACUCAGCUUCGUUGUACAGUGAAAACAAUGAUAGGCAGUCGAAAGAGGAUAGAUACACAUAUGAGAAGUACGAGCCGUUCGUGGAAAAGUUUACUUGCUUCGGUCAAUCCGCAACAGACGGCUACAAGUACGAACAUUCUUCGCGUCAUGUCGAGUGUCCCGAUGUGAUCAAUUCGAAACAAAUGUUGGCUUUGGAUCUAAGACCAAAGCUAUCGGAGAAAGAUAGGAGUUUUGAGAAGAGCGUCGUGAAUCGAGCUAUGAUGGUGGCUAGAAGUAUCGGCUUACAUAGUAGCUUGAGCAAGUCUAACAGCAGUCCAAGAAGUAACAGAAAACGGAAUAUAUUACUGACUAAGAGAAGAAAUGUAUCUGUGAAAGAUGUUGGUACUGGUGACAUAGAAGGAUUGUUAACGUACCGCAGCAGAGGAGCAGGCGGAGCGUGGGCACGAGCCUGGUUUGUGCUGAAAUGUUCGUCGUUGUACAGGUUUAAAACGCAGGACAGUACGAAAGCAGACUGUUUAAUCUCGUUAGCGGGCUUCACCGUCUCACCGGCCGCCGAAGUCAAGUCGAGGAAAUAUGCCUUCAAGGUCUACCACACUGGAACGGUGUUUUAUUUUGCUGCCGAUACCGAGGACUGUUUGAUUUUGUGGGUGGACGCGAUCAGUAAGAGCACUUUAGGCGCAGACGCUCACAGUCAAAACGGGCUAUUCAGCGAGACCGACGAGAGUGACAGCGAGAUUCACAAGAGCAAGAUAAAGAGCACACUGGAAUCCAGGCAAAAUCUGGACAAGUCUUUCGGCUCGUUGAAAAAGGCCGCGCGGAAAGAUAUCGUGUUCAAGGAUCAUGAGAUCGGCGGUGCAAGUUUGGAUCGCAAGUACUUGAAAUUCCUCGGCGCGAAAAAUCAAAAUAUGCCUGUACCUACGGCGCAGUUUCGCAGUUACAGAAGAGUCCUUCCCACGUCGACGCCGAAUAAGAAAGAAGAUUCCAACUCGAAUUCCCCGGAUCUACAAAUGACCAUCGCAGGCAGUACGUUUUAUGGAUUGAGCGCCUCUCAAAGCGCUAUGGACAUGUCGAACCCGUUGAGCAAUCAGGACAUGGGCGAUUAUCGGCGUGCUACGGAUAGAUCCGUCUGUGGUCGUGGCAGAAGAGCGGACGAUCUGCAAGGCUUCAUCACGCUAGAAGAAUUCAUGCUGUUGCAACAAGAAGAGGAUUACCGGCAAUCUAGCGUGAACAGAUCGAUGUCACCGCGCGUUACACCUUUAACCAACGAUCACGUGCAUAUACAGCACAGGAAUUUCAACGACAACGUGGCGUGUAACUGCGAGCAAGCCAGACAAUUGAGCGAUGCAUCGUCAAACGACGACAUCGGCGGUACUUACGGCAGGAUCAAUGACGAGAACAACAGCACUGUGUACGGCCACUUGAGACACGCGAACACGCAUUUGUCGCGUCAGCUCACCGGGGAUAUUAUCGCCAGCCGAUCCGAUAGCAAAGGGGACUGCGUGAACGAUAAAUCCUGCGGCAAGUGCAAGACGAUCGCGCACAGCAAGAGAACGUGGGACUCCAGUUGCGCGCAAAAGAGAAAAGCCCAAGAACAACUGAGCAGUCAGCAGACCAAGAACGGAGAUACGAUGUAUUGGAGAAACGCAACGAAUCCGAGUAGACAGGACUUCCAUAGCAGGGGCUACGAGCAUAACAUCCAUUCGCAGUCUUCCAAUCAUGAGAACUACAAGACGCACGAUUAUGUUUCGUCGAGGGACGUCGGUAAUUUGAUGGAGGAUUUCAAAGCGGUACCGAAGCGACUUAUUAGGAACGACGGUUACUCCGGAUCCAGCAGUGACCUUACGUCUCACGCGUCAUCGGAGACGUUGCAGCGCGUGAAAAAGGACGUGUUAAUUAGUCGGAAAGGGAGUUUCAAUCUUACCAAUCGUCACGAGUAUAACUCUUCUGAUAAACACUGGUUGGACUCGUUUAAACGUGGCGACAAGAAGACCGCGAACUGCGAUAAAAAGGUCGCGAACUGUGACAAGAAUCGUCUGAAGAACGUAGCGCAAUACCAGCCGCCACCCUUACCAACGUCGCCUUUCGAGCAGGAAGGUAUGAGAGCCGCGUUUGAAAUGCACUUAGACAAAAAUGAUCAGGUGCAGAAGGCGAAUCGUCUGAAGAGCUUGUUUGGGACUAAACAGCAAAAACCUUGCACAUUAGAUCUUCCCAAGGAUAGCCAGAAAACCAUAUUAGGUUCACCAAGGUUACACAGAGCACUGUUUCGUGACAAAUGCUCCAAUCAGACGCAGCACCGAUUAUCCACUCGUUCCGGCAGUCAGAGUCCAGGUGACAGUGGGAUCAGUCAGUCUCACAGCUCUUUCAGCGGAAAUAGCCCUUCGCAGACGCUCAGUCAAAGUGUCAGUUCAGUUAGUUCGACUAGCGACUGGAGUCCGGAUGCGCCUUCCAAUAUACCAAAAUACGGCAGUGGAUAUUCAUCCGGUCAGAAGAGCUAUUCUAAUAGCGGCAGAAGCUCGUUGGCACCUCCAACAUUACCAUACAUACCACCGCCGACGUCUCCGCCGCCUGAUUACCCUGGCUUGGAGUACCCGCCGGUACUUGAGCCCGGUACUUACUCGCUCUCGGAUGCGUCGUUACUGCGUAAUCGCGGUAAAAAUAGUCAGAACGCAGCCCAGUAAUGAAACAAGCCAAAUUCAAUGCUCCAACAAUAUAACCAAAGAUAAUUUCCUUUCUACUGAUGGAUUAUAUUAUAAAUGUUCCGACAGAGGCACAAUUGAAUUUCACCGAUAAAUCGCGUAUAGCAAUUAAUAUCCUGCCAUAAAGUAUUUCAAAGUAUGACCGUCCAUUUUACGGUAUCACACAACUGUAACGAGCUAUGUAUGUUCGUAUACAGUUGAAGAGAGCAUUGAAGAGUUUAUUUUCCUCCAAAGUGCUAUAUGAGGCGAGAUAUGUAUUUUGCGAAGAGCCGAAUAUAGCGAUAAGGAAGACUGAACUAAAUGUUAUCUAACAUCGUGCCGUUAGAUAUGUAUAAAUAGCAGAUUUGUUUGUUUCGGAAUUAUUCUGCACAAUUCAGGAAGGAAUUCUAAAUUGUUACUACGAUAGUCUUACAAUCAUUGUUGUUAGGAAUGAUUCUUGAAAAUAAUUCAUUGUGUCUUCUGAAACAAUUUAGGAGCGUAUUGUACGCGAGCUACGUUCAGAUCAUGUCUUACCAGAAUAAUUUUAGGAUUUGCGAUGAAUAUUUUUUAAUAUUGUGACCUUAUCCACUGUAUAGAAGUUGGUGUUUUUUGAGGUAUUAUUUACGCGUUAGUAAUACGUUUUAUGUAGAAUAUAAAUGAUAAGACACCUUCGAUUAAUUAAGAAUUUUAUAACGAUUGAAAGAUAUACUGUAAGAAUAUUUCUUAUGUACAUUUUGAAAGAGCAUAAUUGCCUAAUUUUAAACUUAUUAAUAUAUUAUAGGAGACGUCGCAAUGUACGUGUUAAAGUGCCUGCGUAUUUCUUCGGAAUAUGUGUAUUAUUCCAACGAUGAGAAUUAUAUAUUUUAAGAUUACGAUUAUAUAUGGACAUCUUUGUAUAUAGUAAAGUUUAUAUCUAUUCUUUCUACGCUACGUAUUGUAUCGAUUAUAAUUUAUACUCAAACGGAUCUUGAGAAAGUACUGUGAAAGUUGAAGGAAGAAGUCGAUUUGUGUCACGUCUUCGCCUGGCGGUCAAUUUGUGUCACGUCUUCGCCUCGCGGUUCGGUCGGACGACCUUGGCGUUCCUUUGCGAGCGUGCGUGACACCGACGACGGUGGAUAAGCUCGCCGGUGUCCGAGAGUUCGGCCGGAGCGCGAGUGUGCGUGUGGGUGUGUGUGGGUGUGUGAGAAGUGAGUGUCCGUGUGUUCAAAGAAUAACAAAAUAAUUUAUUGUGAUUAUGUAUACAGGAUGGUGGCCGUAUCGGAACGGUUGCUUCCACCUAUUCGCGGUCUUAUAACUACACGGCGUCGUAUCUGGUCGCGGACGCGUGCUAAGCUUGGCUUAUGUUGCUAAGCGCGGUCUUAUUCUAACGCAGACUUAUUUUAACGCGAACUUAUACUAGGCGCGGUCUUAUUCUAACGCGGACUUAUGCUAGGUGUGGCGCGGAGGCGCCUUUGAGGAGGCAGCGGCCGGGGAGCCCUGAGCACGGGGCAGAGACGGUGAGCUCGCCACCUCUAUGUCCCUCGUCCGCUGCGCUGCCUUGCGGAGUGGUGCUGGCCUUGAGAGCAGAUGAGCGCACCUUUCCUCGCGGUCGGGUCUCUGCUUGGCAGGGAGGUCAAGAGCGCUUGACCGAGGCGGUGAGCGCGCCACCUCUGGUUCCCUUGCCUUUCCGAGAGCGGAUUCGGCAGGAGGAGAUACUUCCAGGAUGAUGAGCGCACCUUCCUGGUCGUAGCGGUGUUUCUAGGAUGUCGGCUGAUGCCGACAAGGAAGUCGGAGCGGCGGUCGUAUUGGCAUGUGUACGGCCGCCUCGGGACUGGUGUCGAUUCGUUAUCAUGCCGCACUUUUAUACUAGUGGUUGCUUUGUCUCGGCGCUUCCCCAUUCGGGAGAUUAAUCGGCGGCGUCGCGAUUUAGCGGCGGUGUGUGCCGUUAUUUGUUUGGCGCUUUGCGCCUGUUAGACGACCCGACGGAUGUUCGGUCGGGUCGUCGUGACGAGACGGUUGUUUCGUCACAGUCGAAUUUGAAAAAAAAUUGUACCUAUUCUUAUUUAUAUUUUAUAAAGUAUUUUACUCGAUCGCUUUUUCGCAUCAGUCUGUAAUUAUUUUAUACUUUAUUAACGAGCGCGCGAGCACUGCACAUACCAACUCAACUUUUUUAUAAUGAAGAUACGACUGCACAUUGAUAAGUUAUUAAUAAUAAUUGCAGACUUUAUUAUAGAUAGGCAAUAUUUCGCGAACAAACUACAUCGUACACUUUGGAAAGUAACGUUAAAUAAAUUACAAUAAUGAUUGUUAAACUUUA
Odontomachus brunneus is the source of this 8142-nucleotide messenger RNA. RefSeq lists its product as uncharacterized. NCBI's taxonomy places the organism in Eukaryota, Metazoa, Arthropoda, Insecta, Hymenoptera, Formicidae. The record is from RefSeq and is a predicted model, not a curated record. Gene Ontology annotation, molecular function: protein binding. The transcript is spliced from 12 exons. Bases 165 to 5849 code for a protein of 1894 amino acids.